Messenger RNA from Pristis pectinata (smalltooth sawfish), 6876 nucleotides. It is a transcript of the gene rab30, whose product is annotated as RAB30, member RAS oncogene family. Gene Ontology annotation, biological process: Rab protein signal transduction. The transcript is spliced from 5 exons. Gene Ontology annotation, molecular function: GTP binding; GTPase activity. NCBI's taxonomy places the organism in Eukaryota, Metazoa, Chordata, Chondrichthyes, Rhinopristiformes, Pristidae. Bases 170 to 781 code for a protein of 203 amino acids. The record is from RefSeq and is a predicted model, not a curated record. Gene Ontology annotation, cellular component: trans-Golgi network.
AUUGUUAAAGCUGGGAGAAAGUGGGUGCAUUGUGCAAUGUAGCGUCCUGUGGUGCAGCGCUGGAGACAGAGUCAAAAGCAGGGCAUGACUGCUGUACUCUCCAGCACACUGUAACUCCACCUUUCACACAGCAACGACAAGGGAAAAAAAACCCGAAGCAAGUGUGUAAAUGAGUAUGGAAGAUUAUGACUACCUAUUUAAAAUUGUCUUGAUUGGAAAUGCUGGUGUAGGAAAGACCUGCUUAGUACGAAGAUUUACUCAGGGUUUGUUUCCGCCAGGCCAAGGAGCCACAAUUGGAGUUGAUUUUAUGAUUAAAACUAUUGAUAUAAAUGGAGAAAAAGUGAAGCUCCAGAUUUGGGAUACUGCUGGACAAGAAAGGUUUCGAUCCAUCACACAGAGCUAUUAUCGCAGCGCAAAUGCCUUAAUAUUGACCUAUGAUAUCACCUGUGAAGAAUCUUUCCGUUGCCUUCCUGAAUGGCUGAGGGAGAUUGAGCAGUAUGCUAGCAAUAAAGUUACCACUGUUUUGGUUGGCAACAAGAUUGAUUUAGCAGAGAAACGAGAAGUGUCCAGAGAAAGGGGUGAAGAAUUUUCAGAAACUCAGAACAUGCAUUACCUGGAGACAUCAGCAAAAGAGUCGGACAAUGUUGAAAAACUGUUUCUUGACCUUGCGUGUCAGUUGAUUGGUGAAGCAAAGCAGCAUACACUGGUCAAUAACGUAGCAUCUCCUUUGCCUGGGGAAGGCAGAACCAUCAGCUACUUGAACUGCUGCAACUUUAAUUAAAUGUGAACACUAGCUGAUGCUUUGCAAGGGUAUUUUGUUGGUGAAGGAAACUUCUGCAUUUCUUACCUAUUGACCAAAGCUUGAGGUUAUUUCUGGGCUUCAGCAUGGCAGACUGACUUUAAAUAAAAACAGACAAAUUAGAAAGCCUUUAUGCUCCAGAUUGCCCAGGUAAAAGUAACAAUAUACGAUCUAAACUUUUUAUAUAUAUUAAAAAAAAGCCGACCUUCAUAACUUUGUGCUUUGAAGUAGCUCUGCCAAAUGCUACUUGAUGCACAGAAUUUGCCAUUUUGCUGCUGCUUAAACAAUGAAGGCUUGUAUUAAUAGUUAAUUAGAAUAAGUAAUUUGAAGUAUAGAAAAUACAAUAUUUGGAUUUGCUUUUAACUAUUGAUGACUUCAUGGUGCCGUGCUUCACACAAUAUAUCAGCGCUAGACUGGUUUUUAUUGAGUUAUCCAUCAUUGAAAAUAUAGGUGGUUAGUAUAAAUGAAAAUGGCCAGUUUGGUAUAAUCCCUGCAUGUUGUUGUCAUUAAGCUCUUUUUUUUAGCUCUAAGAAAUUUUGCCACUCCUGCAAAAGGAUGCUUUUCAUUUGUGCAACUAGCUUUUAUCUCCUCGUUCUGCGAGUAUUACUGUUUGAGCCAAUUAUGGUUUCACUGAACAGUUGCUGUUGUGUUCCUGUUUUAGUUUAAACCGUGAGGUUUGGAUCUGCCCCUAAAUGUUCCAUUUUGUUUGAAGGUGAUUGGGGAAGAUUUUAUCUAUGGAUUGUGUUGCAAAAUGAUAAAUUUAUCAAAUAUAUUAAUUCAUGUGAGUUUUGCUACACAUCUUAUAAAAUCUUCGAUGUGUAUAUACACACAUAUAUGUAAUUGUUUUCUCCAACUGUCAUACAGGUAUGUCUGAAGAUGACAGCUCGUGCUGGGAUGCACCUUUUACUGAUGCAAUGUUCUUCUGCCCAAGGGAACUUAAACAUGCAUGACUGUAGGCAGCAACACAUUAUUCUCUUGUGGUAUGAUGUCAUCACAACCUCCAUGCAUAACAUCAGUACAGUCAACACCAAGUUAUGGAUUGAUUUUUGGAGAAGGAACUUCAAUCCUAUUAUGCAUUCACAUUUCAAGCUAGAGGACACUAUAGUCAGUAAUAGCUUUGUACACAGUUCUUACGGAUACUGACUAUUCAACACAGAUGAAGCAUUAGACCUAAAACCUGUGUAGUUUCUAAAUUUGAUGUCCUAUCUAUGUUGUGCUACUAUUUUGUUGGCUGGUGCUUAAAAAUUAGCCCAUUGUAACAUAUGGAAUGUAAAGAAACAUAGAGGAAACACUAAUCACCCAAAUUUUUCCUGCAGAAUAUUCUUAAGUCAUCUUUCAAUUAACUCCAGUAUUUUUAUACCACUGUCUUUCAGUUGAAUAUAUCAAUUACUGAAAGAGCAGGAAAAUUACUAGCAAUGAACUGUACAUUUUCCUCACAUAGCAGGAAUUCAAAUAAAAACUACUGCAGGUAUGAAUAUUACAGAAGCAUCUCUAUGUUAAACUAUGAAAUUAGGACCACAGCUAACCUCAUGGCAGUUCCUGGUUUAGGACACAUUUUCAAAUGAUUGAAAUAUUUAUUUGCCCUUUCUAUAAACCUUUUAAUCCUAUAACCACAUUAUGACAUCCCAAUUGUUGCACAAGUCCCCGUGUAGUCCAUAAAUAGUUGCCAAUGUCUUGUUUGAUUAUAUUACAUCUCAUAAUCCAUCAGGUUUUUAUGUUCCUAAAAUUUCAUUGUAUUAUCCUGUGGUACUUUGAGAACAUUUUUAAAUUUGCUUUUUGUUCUCUCUGUUAUGCAUUAGUUAUGAAAUCAAUUAACUAGGGCUGUUUCAGCAAAUUAAUUAAAUUAUUUUCUUUGCAAUCUUAUGAGCACAUAACAUGUUUUUUUACAAACUCUCCUACUUUUCUAAGGUAUUGGCCCAUUAGUAGUAGGCUUCUGAUCUUUUUACUCUUAGUAAAAUAAAUUGAAAUAAUGAGAACAUUGCAAAAUAAUACAGCUCUCUAAUCACUGCAUCAUUUACUGCCAAUGUUAUGAAAAUAGUAGCAGCAUCACCAGUUGUUUUGUAUGUCUUUGCACUUUACAUGAAAUAUAACAGCCUGGGGUUGUUGGUUUAUUCCCAAACAUUGACCUUUUCUAUAUUUGAAACAACUUGCAGUGCUGUGAAAAAUUCUGAAGUUCUUUUUGCUUGUGGCACUAGCAGAAGCUACAUUCCAUUUUGUUUUGUUUUUUCCCCAUUUUCUGAAAUGUAGGCUGAUUUAGGAUGGUGCCAUUAGGACCCACUGAUUAUAGGGUUGUACUUUCCACAGAACUUUUGGCUGAAAUCUCAUUUAUUUGAUAUAAUAUAACCACCAUGAAAUAUCUUCAUAAAGCUUUCUACUAUAUUUUGUAUCUAGAAUGUAUUGUAUGAUGAAUAAAGAAAGGCUUUUUUUUAAACAAACACUCCUCUUGCAAUAGAGCACAACUCUAGAGAAUUUGACAGAGGACAGUAAUGUGGGAAUCAUUGAAUCCACAAAUGUUAAAUUCUUCCAAGAAUAUUGACAGCUGAAAGCAUUAAUUAACGAUGCUUUUUUAUUGAAAUUAAUAAUUUGAUGAAACUGAGCCUUGCAGUGAGCUGAAAUUUGCACCUAAAAUAAGACUGUUCUUAUACACAGUGCUUUGUCCAAGGCUACGUCACUGCUUUGAUAAUUGCACAAUACACACAAAACUGAUCAAUUUAUGACUGAUUUUUAACUUGUUUCUGACUGAGCUAAAACUAGCUGAGAAAACACCAGACUAUUUUUCCACAGCAUAUAGGUGAAAACGUGUACAGCAAAGUCCACUUCCAAAUGGAAGGUAUUUGCCCACUAAAGGGUGGGGUGGGGAGUGAAACCUUUUAAUACAUUGUUCCAAUAAAUAUUUUCCAUAAAUAUCAUAGCCUGAAUAUUAAGAACGUAAUUUGCAUAUUGUAUUCAUUGCUAUCAUGAUUGAUACUACUAAUGGUGCAGAGAUACUAUUGAAGUUUUCAAUGAUGCAUUAUAUUCUGUGAGAAAAUCUCAAAUUAUAAACCACCUUGAAUUUAUAGUUUGGGAUGAAAUAAAAAAAAUCCACAUUUUUCUUCAUUAACUGAAGGCCAAGGGACUUGAAUAAAGGGAAAAGAUUUGGAACUGAGAAAAGAAACUUCAGCCUUUAAAACAUUGGCAAACUUAGUUCCAUAAAUAGUGGUUCAGGCAACAUUCAGAAUUAAAUUGAAUUCAUGGAUGAUGAAGCCAGAGUGAAAGGAAUGUAAUUGUGAUUAGAACUGUUACUCAUAACGGAAAAUACACAAACAGGUUGUGCUAAAUAGCCUGUUUCCCUUUUUAUAGUGACUGUAUGCAGUGAUAUAGUUUAGGAGAAUAUGCCCAGUUAUGGAAUAAAUCCCUUCAUAAGUAACAUUAUUUGUAAAAUGUACUUUUAGGAAUUUUAAUAACCAUUUGAACACUUAGAAUUGUGUGGUAUUUCCAUAUUAAUAUUACCAAAGAUUAAGAGUUAGGAAAGCAGAGCUUUGAUCUUUUAGCACCAUUAAAUUGUUUCUCUGGUUGAUGGACUGGAAGUGUUAUUGAACAUCAGCAGCAGUUCUAGAAUAUUUGUAAAGGUUUGACUGCAAUAUCUAAUAUUUGAAAUUAAAGGAAAACAUCAGCACUGCACUAUUCUCCCUUUUUCCUCAUAGGUUAUGUCUUCUGUGGCAUACUCAACACUUAACAGGGAAGUGUUGGGUUGGAGAACCUUUGCAAUUGCUCCAAGGUAACUGCCAAUAGUUCCUUAAUUUUCCCUUCCUGAGGGGAAUUUACCUCCAUCGCCACCACACAGUACAGCUAAAAUGUGGAUUUUGCUGUAUGACAAAUUGUGAGACAAAACCUUCCUUGUACACAAAGCUAUUUAUAAAUUCCAGAUGCUUGCAGGAAGUUUCCUUGUCACAUGGUGGAAAUAAAACUAGACAGAGUUAGCUGAUUUUAAGCAUUUCAUUCAAUAAAACAACCCAAUUUGAAAAUGCAAUACAGAUCUUCUCCUUAAUUUUCACAACAGUUAGUUAUAAAGAAAGAUCCAACCUGGUACUGGAGAGGCAGACUGUAUAUGCCAUGAGUUUGAAAGAGCCAGACUUUUGAUUUGUCUAAGAUGAUUUCAAUCUGCCUCUAAAGAGUACCUCUUUAAGAUUAGUAACCAAAGGGCAUUUUAGGAUAAACUAAUUCAUUUGUCACUGUCUGCAAGUAUAUUGCUCCUUCUGCUCUCAUGGCUCCUGGAAAAAAAAUCGUUUGAAAAUGUCCACAAGUAGUGCAAUGGCUUAAUAAUGCAAUGGUAAGAACUUCUGUUAACAUUCUCAGCAUUAACAUGGAACCUUUCUCAGAACCUUAUUAUUACUGGAUAUUCUCAGUCUGUUUUCAACCUUCUCAGACAGAGUUUAUUAAUCUACUACUUGGAUGCAGUUAGUAUUGCUGUUGCUUGCUCCAUUGGAUAGUAAGGUACAAGAAGCACUCAAACCAAUGUUUAUAGGUAGUUUUUUAAGUUAUUGUCCCCAUUUUAAGGGAGGAACUAAGCAUUUGUAGGGAAGAAGUAAAACAUUUGAGGUCAAGUGGAAGAAAGGACCAACUUUCAAGGGCGUUUCACCUUCCCCAGUCAAAACUUCAGUUCCUAUCCUUCUACCACUUUCUCCAAAUCUUGUCAGGUUGACUUGUGAAAUUCUUGGUAACAGCAGCAGGAGGGGAUGGUGGUAUUAUGGUUUUUCUUACUUUCACCCUUUCUCUUAACUCAGUCCAUGCUAAUCUGCUAUUGCAUUUCAUGGCGGUGAAAAUCUCUCUCCAUCCUCAUUGUGUGCGGAAUUGGGUGUGACAGGAUUAAGUUGCUAAAUAAAAACAAAACUUUGUUCAAUUCAUGCAGUCUUCUUAAUGAAGUAGAAAUGUCUGUUGGAAAUUAUUGCUGUGGAUUAAUAUCAAUAUGCAAGUAACAGGAAAACCAUUACUGGACAAAUGAAAACUGAACCAUCUGGAAUGUACAAACUGGCUGAGUAUAGUGCUGUUGUUAGAGCUGAACUGAUUUGUACUUUUGUAAUUUUGUUUUAAACAUACUAUUUAUCCUUUGUUUUAAAUUGUGCAUGUUUAUACUGUUUUUUGGGGAAAAAUAAAUUAUUCAUUGGAUUUCCCUCUCACUGCCCACUGCCACCCAAACAUGGGAUAAAUGCUGAGAGCAAUUUUAAUGCUGCUGUCUACAAGUAUUUACACAAGAAACAAUAGAAUUCUUUACUGUCAGACUAUUAUCAAAAGCAGUAACGACCUGUGCAAACUGUUCAUCUUGUUGAGCCUUUCUGUAAAUGUGCAAUUUUUAAAAAGACUUUAACAGUUCGCCAUUAUCAAUGAAUGAAAGUGUGACUGUUGAUCCAGAAACUGAAUAUAAUCUUAGUGUUUUAACAUUUUUACAUGUAAAUGAAAAAGGUAUGUCCCUUUCCUGAGCCUUUCAUAUAUAAUUAGGCCUUACAUUAAACCAACAAUAGCACAAUGUAUACCAGUCUACUGCUGGUGGUGUCAUGCAGUUAUUAAUAUAAUGCUGAAAGCAAAGAGAGCAUGCAAUGCCACUUUGGGUUAAGAGGUGGUAUGUCGAGGGAGAUGAAAUUUGUCAGUAAAAUGUAUUACUGACAAAUUUACCAUUGAUGUUAGGGGACCUCGUCAGAAAAUGGAAAUAUUGUACAGGCUGUCACUGUUUUAUUUUAGAAACAGGACAUUUAGUUGGCUGAGUAAUGAUACCAACCAUUUUCUAUUCACGACUUUGGCACAAUAAUGUUCUUGAUAUGGCACUAAAGCUAAAAGUACAGAACAACUGGCAAAAUUUUAACUACAAUGCUGACAGGUGUGCAUAAGGCUUGUAGAUCAGUACAUUUGAGAUUGCAUUGUAAGAAUCUCCAAACUGUGAAUAGCUGUAAUCUAAGAAAUACAUAAAUGUUUUUCACGUGAACCUAAUGGUGCUGUUGUAUGGAAUGAAGAAUGUUAGUAAUUAAGAAUAGUUUGGUAUAACUAAUUUGAACAGAAUGUAUACCUUAUGUUAAACUGAACAAAAUGAAUGUGUUUUUGCCACA